Molecule: messenger RNA, 2529 nt
Organism: Pecten maximus
Lineage: Eukaryota; Metazoa; Mollusca; Bivalvia; Pectinida; Pectinidae
Product: cysteine-rich, acidic integral membrane protein-like
Exons: 8
Coding region: 1-2529 (842 amino acids)
Source: RefSeq, a predicted model, not a curated record
AUGUGUUAUGAGGAUGAUGUCAAUGUUAGAGAUGAUGUCAAUAUUAGAGAUGAUGACAAUGUUACAGAUGAUGUCAAUCUUAGAGAUGAUGACAAUGUUACAGAUGAUGUCAAUAUUAGAGAUGAUGACAAUGUUACAGAUGUUGACAAUGUUAGAGAUGAUGACAAUGUUACAGAUGAUGGCAAUGUUAGAGAUGAUGACAAUGUCACAGAUGAUGACAAUGUUAGAGAUGAUGACAAUGUUAGAGAUGGUGACAAUGUUACAGAUGAUGACAAUGUUACAGAUGAUGGCAAUGUUACAGAUGAUGGCAAUGUUAGAGAUGAUGUCAAUGUAAGAGAUGAUGGCAAUGUUAGAGAUGAUGACAAUGUUACAGAUGAUGACAAUGUUAGAGAUGAUGUCAAUGUUAGAGAUGAUGGCAAUGUUAGAGAUGAUGGCAAUGUUGGAGAUGAUGACAAUGUUAGUGAUGAUGCCAAUGUUAGAGAUUAUGACAAUGUUAGAGAUGAUGUCAAUGUUACAGAUGAUGACAAUGUUACAGAUGAUGUCAAUGUUAGAGAUGAUGGCAAUGUUACAGAUGUUGACAAUGUUAGAGAUGAUGACAAUGUUACAGAUGAUGUCAAUGUUAGAGAUGAUGGCAAUGUUACAGAUGUUGACAAUGUUAGAGAUGAUGACAAUGUUAGAGAUGAUGGCAAUGUUAGAGAUGAUGACAAUGUUAGAGAUGAUGACAAUGUUACAGAUGAUGACAAUGUUAGAGAUGAUGUCAAUGUUAGAGAUGAUGGCAAUGUUACAGAUGUUGACAAUGUUAGAGAUGAUGACAAUGUUACAGAUGAUGAUGAUGUCAAUGUUAGAGAUGAUGUCAAUAUUAGAGAUGAUGACAAUGUUACAGAUGAUGUCAAUAUUAGAGAUGAUGACAAUGUUACAGAUGUUGACAAUGUUAGAGAUGAUGACAAUGUUACAGAUGAUGGCAAUGUUAGAGAUGAUGACAAUGUCACAGAUGAUGACAAUGUUAGAGAUGAUGACAAUGUUAGAGAUGAUGACAAUGUUACAGAUGAUGACAAUGUUACAGAUGAUGGCAAUGUUAGAGAUGAUGGCAAUGCUAGAGAUGAUGUCAAUGUAAGAGAUGAUGGCAAUGUUAGAGAUGAUGACAAUGUUACAGAUGAUGACAAUGUUAGAGAUGAUGUCAAUGUUAGAGAUGAUGGCAAUGUUAGAGAUGAUGGCAAUGUUAGAGAUGAUGACAAUGUUAGUGAUGAUGCCAAUGUUAGAGAUUAUGACAAUGUUAGAGAUGAUGUCAAUGUUACAGAUGAUGACAAUGUUACAGAUGAUGUCAAUGUUAGAGAUGAUGGCAAUGUUACAGAUGUUGACAAUGUUAGAGAUGAUGACAAUGUUACAGAUGAUGUCAAUGUUAGAGAUGAUGGCAAUGUUACAGAUGUUGACAAUGUUAGAGAUGAUGACAAUGUUAGAGAUGAUGGCAAUGUUAGAGAUGAUGAUGAUGACAAUGUUACAGAUGAUGUCAAUGUUAGAGAUGAUGUCAAUAUUACAGAUGAUGACAAUGUUAGAGAUGAUGACUAUGUUACAGAUGAUGUCAAUAUUACAGAUGAUGACAAUGUUAGAGAUGAUGACAAUGUUACAGAUGAUGUCAAUAUUACAGAUGAUGACAAUGUUAGAGAUGAUGACUAUGUUACAGAUGAUGUCAAUAUUACAGAUGAUGACAAUGUUAGAGAUGAUGACAAUGUUACAGAUGAUGUCAAUGUUAGAGAUUAUGACAAUGUUACAGAUGAUGACAAUGUUAGAGAUGAUGACAAUGUUACAGAUGUUGACAAUGUUAGAGAUGAUGACAAUGUUACAGAUGAUGUCAAUGUUAGAGAUGAUGACAAUGUUAGAGAUGAUGACAAUGUUAGAGAUGAUGUCAAUCUUAGAGAUGAUGACAAUGUUACAGAUGAUGACAAUGUUAGAGAUGAUGACAAUGUUGCAGAUAUUGACAAUGUUGAAAAGAGAUAUAUUGAUAAUGAUAAAGACUUUGACAAUAGAGGCAGGCUCCUGUCCCAAAGCAGUAAUAGUGACCAAUCAAACUUCCAAGCAGGAAAUGGACAAUUUAGUAGUCAGCAGCAAGGCUGGGGAUCUCCGAAUGGAUGGUCAAUGAGUGGACCUAACGGGGCCCAACAAUGGCAGGGCACAAAUUUCCAAUUGGAUAGUAAUCAAGGAGGACAAUUUAAUGGUCAACAAAAUGGUUUCUUCCAAGAUGGAAGCCAAGGAGGACCAUGGCAGGGAUUGCAAAGUGGUGGGACAAAUUUUAACUUCCAAGGGGGACCUAAUGGAGGUAACCAGUUUCAGGGUAUGCAACCCUGGCAGCAAAAUUCAGGCUUUUCUCAAGGUGGUCCAAAUGGAGAAGCAAUCUUCAUGAUGCGUUUCUUUAGCAGGGCCUUGGCAGCAACAGUGGAACAACGGAUUUCAGCAACAAGGACCUUGGAAUUCGAUGAAUUCAAUGAAUUCUAUGAACUCCUGGAACCCGUGGAACCAAGGGAACAAUGGUAA